AUGUUAAGUCGAUUAUUUCCACGAAUCAAAGAAAAGCCUCUAACGGAAAAGGUACUAUCCCGCGAUGCCUUCAUCUAUUUGGAUCGGUGUAUGUGGUCCUUUGGCUGGACAGAACCCAGUGAUAAAAGAUGGAAGCGCCUGUACACUUUGUGGUGCAUUUUCAGCACAAUAGUGGUACUAAUUCUCCUGCCAAUGUCAAUGGUGGUGGAGUAUGUCCAUCGUUUCAGAAGUUUCUCAGCGGGAGAGUUUCUAAGUUCCCUUGAAAUUCUGGUUAAUAUCUACGGAUGUUCCCUAAAAUGCAUCUACAUUAUGAGGGGACAUAGUAAACUCCAAAAAGCGAAAAAUUUACUUGAUCAACUGGAUGGAAGAUGCAGAAAUGAUGAGGAGAGGUCAAUAGUUCAUCGACAUGUUGCCCUGGGAAACUCUUUCUAUAUGCUUUAUCAUAUGUUAUACACGGGCUUUGUGAUUGUGAACUUUACGGGUUAUGUGUGGAUGGGAAGACAUGCCUGGAGGAUGUACAUCCCAUUCCUGAAUUCCGAGGAGAACUUUAUGGCUUCCAGUUUGGCAGAAGUUGCUCUGAUGACAGCUGUGGUUACCAUGGAUCAGUGUACGGAUGUUUGUCCUUUAAUUUGCAUGCUCCUAGCAAGAUGUCAUAUUACUCUACUCAGAGAUAGAUUGAAGAUACUAAGAUCAGAUCAGGAUAAGGCUGAGCAUGAGCACUUUAGUGACCUGACCAAAUGCAUACAGGAUCAUCGAUUGAUUUUGGACUAUGUGAAUGCUUUGAGACCAGUUAUCUCUGGCACUAUUUUCGUGCAAUUCCUAUUGAUUGGUGUCGUCCUGGGACUAUCCCUGAUUAACUUGAUGUUCUUUUCAACUUUCUGGACGGGUCUGGGCACCUGUUGUUUUAUGUUAGAUGUGUGCAUGGAAACCUUUCCCCUUUGCUAUCUCUGCAAUGUCAUAGUUGAGGAUUGCCAGGAUCUUUGCAAUAGUUUAUUCCAAUCCAAUUGGAUGACUGCCAAUCGACCCUAUAAGUCUGCCGUUGUAUACUUCCUGCAUAAUCUUCAGCAACCGAUUAUAUUAACUGCCGGUGGAGUGUUUCCCAUUUGCAUGCAAACUAAUUUAUCUAUGGUAAAGUUGGCGUUUUCUGUGGUCACCAUCAUUAAACAGUUUAACCUGGCUGAGAAGUUCCAAUAG
Drosophila serrata is the source of this 1194-nucleotide messenger RNA. Its product is annotated as odorant receptor 22a-like. Gene Ontology annotation, molecular function: odorant binding; olfactory receptor activity. NCBI's taxonomy places the organism in Eukaryota, Metazoa, Arthropoda, Insecta, Diptera, Drosophilidae. The record is from RefSeq and is a predicted model, not a curated record. Gene Ontology annotation, biological process: sensory perception of smell; detection of chemical stimulus involved in sensory perception of smell. Gene Ontology annotation, cellular component: plasma membrane.